GUGCUUAAAUUCUUGGAGAAGAAAAGAAGAAAGGAAUCUUCUCUCUGGAAGCAGCCUGAAUCUCUUUCGGAUGAACAGAGGAUAUUGUUGCAGCAAAAGGUGGAAAGCUAUACCAAACUGCACCCAGCUUCUGCAAUGUCAGAAGAAAUGAGCAGAGAACUUCAUCAUCAAGCCCAGGAAAAACUAGCCCACUAUAUGCUGAGAAAAAGAAAAGAUCAGAAAGCAAAAGAACAUCGAGAAGCUUUGCUAGCCCAAGUUCAUACAGAUGUGGAUCAAUUGUUAAGUGCUCCAAGUCUCUCAGAAUGUACCAUGAGGGAUCUGAAUGUCUUUAUGAGCAGAUCAGUUCCUGUGGUAGCUAAAGCCAAACAAUCCCAUAAUACAAUAUUAAAAUAUAUGCAGUGGCCCUGGUGGAAGAAACUUGAAGAAGGCUUCUUUAAAGAAGAGGUUGAUUUGGUGGAUCCUACAACUGCUGAACUGGAGACUUUGUUCAUUGGUGGAAGCAGAGCAUGAUUAUUAUAGAACAUAUUCUAACGAAGUAAUUGUGCACUUUUUCUUCAUGAUUUCCCCCCAAAAUAUAUUAGCUAUUAUCUACUGAAUUCAUAGUAGAAUUCUACAUUCCAGAGAUUGAAUUCUGUGUAGAAAGUCUGAAUUUGACUGCUCAGAUUUCAGAUGAACUGUAGAAGUGUAUUGUAUACAGUUUUAUACACUAAGAAUUGUAUAAUUUUGACUAAAAUGACAUUUAAAACCGGAUGCUGUAGAUUUAGAACUAUGGGUACACAGAAUAAACAAGGAGGGAGAUCCCAAAUUACCAUAGAUGUAUGCAUAUGUGUUGGGGAAUAGUUUUUCUUGUGAAUAAUCACCCUGUGUUCAUAAUAUGGAGUCUUUCUGUCUGUUUAAAUGUUAAGACAGCAUCUGAAUUUGAAUAUAAGCAUCUUGGCUGUGUGCCCUUUACUACAUGUGCUUGGUGAUUCCUCAACUCCUCUCAUAGACAUAGAAAAGUUCUAUUCUUUUAGACAAAGACAAAAACAGAAUUCCAGACUUGUGAAGCAAGAGGUUUCCGUAUCUAAACUAGGAAAAUAAAUAAGAGUGUACUGAAUUUCCCCAGCAGGAUUCAGAUUAUUUUAAAUCCUUUGUUACAGAAAUCAGUAAUUGCUCUAGUUAGACAUUGCAUUGUUUUAAUUUCUUCUGCCUGAUUUAAAAGCCUUGUUCUCUCCCCUCCUUUAUUUCUGCACAUUUAGGACAUUCUGAGUAAUUUCAGACUGAAUUCAAGAUUUACUUAAUAUCUAGGAUGAUAACAAAUUUUCAAAAACAUCUCUUUCCCAAUAUCUCUAAUUGUAGUCAACUGGGACCAUACUGUGUUUGCUCAGAGUAGUGAAUGUGUUUUUGUAGAUCAAAUUCAUAUAUCUUUUGAAUUACUUAAAUAAACAUC
Thamnophis sirtalis is the source of this 1429-nucleotide messenger RNA. Lineage: Eukaryota; Metazoa; Chordata; Lepidosauria; Squamata; Natricidae. The record is from RefSeq and is a predicted model, not a curated record.